Molecule: messenger RNA, 4524 nt
Organism: Passer domesticus (house sparrow)
Lineage: Eukaryota; Metazoa; Chordata; Aves; Passeriformes; Passeridae
Gene: FANCA
Product: FA complementation group A
Exons: 43
Coding region: 59-4366 (1435 amino acids)
Biological process (GO): regulation of regulatory T cell differentiation; interstrand cross-link repair
Cellular component (GO): Fanconi anaemia nuclear complex
Source: RefSeq, a predicted model, not a curated record
GCCGGCGGCAGCCAAUGGCGGCGCGGGCCGGCGCGGCGGGAAGCGGCGGCCCGCGGUGAUGGCGGGCGCGGGCGGGAGGAGCUGGCGGGACCUGCUCGCAGGGAGAGCCAGGAAGAGGAGAAGCCCGUUCGGGAGCGGAGCGGAGCUCCAGGGAGCGGCUCUGCGGCUGCUGGACCAGCACCAGAACCUGGCUGACCUCCUCCUGGAGGUAGGAGAUUCAGCCCAGCCAGAUGUGCAGGAUGGGGCAGAGCACCAGGGAGUGUCACCAGAGUCAUUUAUAGUGUCUGUUCUGCAGGAGCAGGCCUCAAAGCUGGGUGUGCCCACAGCAACCUUGGCAGCCAAAAAUGCCAUUGCCAACGUGGAGCGGAUCUGCCAGGAUUCUGCCAGCCCCUCGAGGGUCCCGCUGCUGAACUCUGACCAGAGAAAGAGGUUGACCUGCUUGCUUCAGACUGUGAAGGGUUUGCUGGCAAACAACAUGUUCUGUCGCUCCCUCUUCUGCCAGGAAAUGUGGAAAAUGAAGGAGCCCCUGGUGCUGGAGGCCGUGUGGCACCUGCACAGCAGUGACAUCGUGGGCCUGGCAGAGCUGCUGGAGAGGAGCCCAGCAGGCCCAGCAGCAGUGGAGUGGCUCUGCAGCAGCCUCUGUGGCCUCUGUGAGCAGGCUGGGGACACCUCCUGUGGGGACACGGAGCUGGCACAGAGAAUUCUCUCAGACUUUGCCAUCGUGUUUCUUCAGCAUGGCUUUGAGCAGGCUUCAGAGCUGGGGAGGAAGGUGGAACUCCAGAAGGUUGCCUACAUCUGCCGUGCUGUCUUACAGAGAAUGCUGGCAUGGGUGCUUGAUGCUGUUGGUAAGGAGAAGCAGGAAGAUGUUUCCAUGGUGCAAGCUGUGAGGUUCUGGCUCAAUGUGUUCAGCGUGCCCCUUUAUGGGAGCGUGGCUCACCCGGAUUCCUUGAGGCAGUUUUUCAGACACACCCUCACCGAGGUUCUCACCUACAACCCCGUGCUGAAAGUGUCUGAUGCCAUCCAGAUGCAGAAGGAGUGGAGCUUUACCAGGACUUCUCCCCUGCUCACGGCUCUGUAUCGCAAGCUGUUGGUGGCAUUCAGUGUGAAGGAAUCCAUCUGCCAGCUGCAGCAAGUCCUGGAGACCCACGAGGUGAACUGGCAGCACGUGCUGUCCUGCGUGUCCACGCUGGUGGUGUGCCAGGCUGAGGCUGAGCAGCUCUUCAGGGAUCUACUGAGCCAUCUCCUGCUAAAGGCCUUUGGGAAUUAUGACAUGGAAAAUAUGAUCACUGCGUUCCUGAUCGCUCGUCAGGCUGCUCUGGAGGGCCCUGCUGUCUUCAUGCCCUACUCUGAGUGGUUUAAGGCUUCCUUUGGGAAUGCUGGUGGCCACCACGGGAGCAGUAAGAAAUCUCUGGUCUUCCUCUUGGAGUUCCUGUCAGAGCUGGUGCCCUUUGAAGCUGCUCCAUACCUGAAGGUGCACAUCAUGUUCCCACCCUUUGUGGCCGCCAAGCACCGCUCCCUGCUCCUGGAGUACAUCACCCUGGCCAAAACCCGCCUGGCCGACCUCAAGGUGGCCAUAGAGGACAUGGGGCUCUAUGAAGACCUCUCUGCCCCCGAGGAGGCCGUGCAGCCCCAGGCCCAGGCACUCCGUGAUGUUGAAAAGGCCCUUCAGAUAUUUGAGAACACCAGGAAGAUCCCAACCUCUGUCAUAGAGGCCAGCAUUUUCAGACGACCAUAUUACACUUCCUGGUUCCUUCCAGCUCUGCUGAGGCCCCGUGUGCUCCCUAAAACCCCAGAUGGCCGCAUGGCUUUGAUAGACUCCUUGAAGAGAGCUGACAAAAUACCUUCAAACCUGUACUUCACAUAUCUGCAAGCCUGUCAUGCUAUGAAAGAGAAGGUGUUACAAGGUGACUCCACAGCAGAGCCCAGCCAUUCCAAAGAGCCUUUGGAACAGCUGAAGGCUGAACUGGCUGAGCUCAGGACUCUGGUUGUGGAGCAGGCUCAGGGGGAAGAGGUGGCAGCUCAGCUGGCCGAGGUUUCAGCGAGGCUCGGGGCUGUGCUGGGUGCCAGCAGCCAGGAGGGCGAGGCUGCUCCCACCUGCUCCCCGGUCCGGGUGGCUGUCGCUGCCCCCGGGCUGGCACCGUGCCACCGCAGCGUUGUUGAUCUUCUGCUGACAUCAUUCUGCCAAACCCUGCUGGCUGCUUCCUCUUUCAACCCCCCUGACAGGCAGGGCCCGUGCCUCUCCCUGCUGGUGAAGAUGAUGUGUGGACACAGGAAUCUCCUGCCUGCACUCCUGGGCAGGCUCUGCCAGCUCAUUUAUCACCAGGGUCCUUCCCUCGGUGCUGCUCAUAUUUUAGGACUGGCAGCUUUUGUGAUCCACUUAAGUGAAUGCAGAGCUUUAAUUCCUGGAGUGGAAGCCGAUUUUGGGGCCUCUCAGGCUGUUCCUGGAAAGGCCCUUUCUGUUUCAGAGUACUGGAGCUCCUUGCUGGUGUGCAGGACACAAGAGUCAUUUGCCUUCUGCUUGAGGCUUUGCACUGCAGCAGCAGCUUACCUGAUGUGCAAGUUUUCAUCCUGCUCUCAUGAAGAUUUCUGUGCCUUGAUUCCUCCCGGCCUGAUUAAAAAGCCCCUCCUGUUUUUAUUCCAGCUGCAGCACCUGGUGCCACGGCUGAGCUUGGAGGCUCGGGGAGUCCUGUGUGAGGAGGCCAAAGGUGCCCUGAGCUGGAGUUCCCUGUGCUGCCCCUCUCUGAACUACAGGAGAGCCAGCCUGUGCUUAUGGAGGCAAGCAGGCUUCCAGGAGCUCUUGAAGGAAAAGGCAUUCCAGCUGUCUUUCAGAGAGUGGCUGCUGAUGGAGCUGGAGGUGUGCCCUGAGCAGGACAUUCUCUCUGCCUCAGAGAGACAGGAUUUCCAUUACUGGGCCAUCUAUCAGAGGUACCUUCCUGCACCUUCUGCUGCUGGUGGCUGUGAUGGAGGCCUGGAGAAGGCGUGUGGAGUCAUCCUCAAUGCCAUCCUGGAUUCCUCCCAGAGGCUGGACCUGGGUGCCUGUGGCCACUCGAAGACAUCGGUCAGCCCCGAGAUCCUCUGCAGGCUGCAGGAGCUGGUGCUGGAGCUGAGGUGCAGGCCAAAGCUGCUGCCAGGCUGCUCAGCUGCCCAGAGACACUUCCUGUUUGAGAUCCUCCAGGGGAGGCUGACAGGCAGCCAGCAGGGAUCUGCUCUGGGACAGCAGCUGUGGAGGCAGCAGGAGCUGCUGCUGCACAGGAGGAUUCUGGUCGGGCUCCCUGCAUCCACCCUGAUCACCACGUGCUGGAAAGGGAACAAAGCAGUGCUGGACUGUGACAGCUUCUUUUGCUUUGUGAACUCUGAGCUGAAGAACGCCAGUUCCCGGGGCUACGCGCUCUCCUACGACAUCACCGCUCACUUCUUCAGGGGCCUGCUGAGUGCCAGCCUGGACUGCGAGGAUGCAGCAGGAGGGGUCAACGAGGCUCUGGCCACCUGUCAAACCCAGUGUCCCGUGGUGCUCCUCUCUGCAGCGCUGUGGUGGCCGAGGCUGGAGCCAGUGCUUUGCUCCCAGUGGAAGAGACUCUUUGGGGCUCCCCUGCCAGAGGAGCUGGACAGGCUGAGGGGCUGGCACGGCUCAGGUACCAGGUUCCUUUGCUCAGGAGCAGCUCUCCCUGUCUCUGACCCCCCUUGGCUCUCAGCUGCCUUCCUGCACGGGGCCAUCCUGCAGCAGUCCCCACGAGGACGAGGCACAGAGGCACUGCAGAGGCUGGGCACUGGCACAGAGCAGCUCCUGGUUGCUCUGCUGUUCUUCUCACUCCUGGAUCUCAUCUCAGCCAGAAUAGCACCAAAGGAAGGAGUGGAUUUCCAGACGUCUCUGGGAUGGUCCCUGCAGAUCCUGCAGUGCCUGGAAGGGAGGGGCACAUCCUGGCCACUGCUCUUCCAGUCAGCAGAGGGAGGGCCUGGAGGGUGCCGUGUCCUGCGCAGCGCGGCCUCGCAGCGCCACACCCGCCUCCUGCCCCUGGCCUUCUACAGCCUCAGCCCCAGCUUCCACCAGGAGCUGCUCCAGCAGGAGCCCACCUUCCUCAGCGUGGCACUGCACAUGUACAUCCAGCUGCUCCAGCUCUUUGUGGAAGGGCAAGUCCUGCCACAGCCUGAUCAAGACCCCACAGAGCACGAUCCCUUGGAGCUGAUCUCUGCAGCCCGGCAGUUCCUGCUGGGAGCCAUCCCACACUGCCCUGCCCAGAGCCUUGGCAACAUCCAGCCGCUCCUCAGCACCUGUGAGGAACUCGACCCGGAGCUGGGAGCCACCCUUGUGCACUUCUCUCGGCCUGCUGUGGACGUGGAGCUGGAGGAAGAGCUGGAACUCUUCUGAGGAAUGGACUCAGCCCAGCUCCCCACUUACACCUAGCACAAGGAGCCACCUUUCUCACCUGGGCCAUUUUUUUUCAAAUUACUUUGUAAAUAAUUUAUUACAAGCAUAACCAUGAAGCUCUUGUUACAAUAAAAAGUAGGUUACAAAUUUUCAGUUUA